AUGCCAAUCAAAUACAGCAUAGUUGUUCCCGCAUACAAGGAGGGUGGGAACCUAGAUUCGCUCACAAGGCAGGUGUUUGAUGCCCUCACGGAUGCCGGUUUUGCCAAGAAUGAGGUGGAGAUGCUCAUCGUUGACGAUAAUUCACAGGAUGGUUCGGUCGAGGCCGUAAAGAAGCUGCAGACGGAGGGGUACGGCGUACGCAUUGAUGUUCGAACGACGGAGCGUGGGUUGAGCAGCGCGGUUAUUCAUGGUAUUUCCAACUCCAAGGGAAACUUCAUUUUCGUUAUGGACGCGGAUCUGCAACAUCCACCCAAAGCAGUUCCUCGUCUGUUCCGCGCCCUCGAAAGCCCAGGGGUGGAGUUUGUCUGCGGCACCAGGUAUGGCGCAGGCGUGGCCAUCGAUGGCGACUGGCCGCUGCAUCGACGCUUCAUCUCAUGGGGCGCCCGCGCGCUUGCUCGCCCACUCACGCCUCUCAGUGACCCCAUGUCAGGCUUCUUUGGCCUCCGUAAGGAUGUUUUUCAGCGUGGCGUCGAAGAUUUGAGCCCCAUUGGCUACAAAAUAGCCCUGGAGCUUUUUGUUAAGUGCCACGUGCAAAAGUACGAGGAAGUAGGCUUUAACUUUGCCACUCGAACGGUGGGUGAGAGCAAGCUAACGGGGAAGGUGAUGGUUCACUACCUGAGGCACCUCAAGGACCUGUACCUCUAUGCGUUUGGUGUGUGGGCGCUGCUUGUGCCGCUGAUCAUGGUGUUGGUUCUUCUUUGCUGUUUGAAGCACUUUUUGUAG
Messenger RNA from Trypanosoma conorhini, 783 nucleotides. Its product is annotated as dolichyl-phosphate beta-D-mannosyltransferase precursor. NCBI's taxonomy places the organism in Eukaryota, Euglenozoa, Kinetoplastea, Trypanosomatida, Trypanosomatidae. Gene Ontology annotation, cellular component: endoplasmic reticulum membrane. Bases 1 to 783 code for a protein of 260 amino acids. Gene Ontology annotation, molecular function: dolichyl-phosphate beta-D-mannosyltransferase activity. The transcript has a single exon. The record is from RefSeq and is a predicted model, not a curated record. Gene Ontology annotation, biological process: protein O-linked glycosylation via mannose; GPI anchor biosynthetic process.